AUGGCGCAUCCUAAAGUUUUCUUCGACAUGACAAUCGGUGGACAACCGGCGGGAAAGAUCGUAAUGGAGCUGUACACCGACAAGACCCCGAAGACGGCGGAGAAUUUCCGAGCUCUUUGCACCGGCGAGAAGGGCGUUGGAAGAAGCGGCAAGCCACUCCACUUCAAGGGAUCUUCGUUUCACCGUGUGAUCCCUAAUUUCAUGUGUCAGGGAGGAGAUUUCACCAAAGGAAACGGAACCGGAGGUGAGUCGAUCUACGGUGAGAAAUUCGAGGACGAGAAUUUCGAGAGGAAUCAUACAGGUCCAGGAAUAUUGUCCAUGGCUAAUGCUGGUGCUAACACUAACGGAUCUCAGUUCUUCAUCUGCACCGUGAAGACUGACUGGCUUGAUGGGAAACACGUCGUGUUUGGUCAGGUUAUCGAUGGCUUGGACGUUGUGAAGGCCAUUGAGAAGAUCGGAUCUGCUUCUGGAAAGCCGACGAAGCCAGUCGUUGUGGCCGAUUGUGGUGAGAUCUCUUAG
Molecule: messenger RNA, 519 nt
Organism: Arabis nemorensis
Lineage: Eukaryota; Viridiplantae; Streptophyta; Magnoliopsida; Brassicales; Brassicaceae
Source: the annotation of a GenBank genome assembly